AUGGUGGAAGGAGAACAAAACUCCCCCACGUGGAAGUUCACCCAGUGCUUCGGUGAUAAAGGUGACGUCGAAGACAUCACUGAGGCUGAUAUCAUUUCGACUGUCGAGUUCGACCACACGGGCAACUAUUUGGCGACUGGAGACAAGGGCGGCCGAGUCGUGCUGUUUGAGCGCAACGAGACGAAAAAAACCUGCGAGUACAAAUUCCACACCGAGUUCCAAUCACACGAGCCUGAAUUCGACUACCUGAAGUCCCUGGAAAUCGAGGAAAAGAUCAACAAGAUCAAGUGGUGCCGUCGCCAGAAUGCCUCGCACUACCUGCUGUCGACCAACGACAAGACGAUCAAGCUGUGGAAGGUGUUUGAGAAGUCAUUAAAGGUGGUGGCGGAGAACAACCUCUCGCAUGAUGUGACGCCUGGCAGUGCGGCAGGGCUGGGAGGUGGCGCGCCGAGAGCCAUUCCCCAGUCGACGUUCAAGAGUGCUGGUGAUCUCAAGUUACCGCGCUUGACACAUCACGACACAGUUGUGGCUGCCGUACCCCGCCGAACCUACGCCAAUGCCCACGCAUACCACAUCAACAGUAUCUCGGUCAAUAGCGAUGGCGAGACCUUUAUCAGCAGCGACGACCUGAGAAUCAACCUCUGGAACCUCAACAUCCAAGACCAGAGCUUCAACAUUGUUGACAUUAAACCAGCAAACAUGGAAGAGCUUACGGAGGUCAUCACUGCUGCUGAGUUUCACCCCUUGAGCUGCAACUGGUUCAUGUAUGCCAGUUCCAAGGGUACAAUCAAGCUGGCCGACAUGCGUGAGAGUGCGCUGUGCGAUCAGCACGCCAAGAUGUUUGAGCAAGAGGAAGACCCGUCCUCGCGGUCCUUCUUUUCCGAAAUCAUCUCGUCCAUCUCAGACGUGCGGUUCUCACAUGACGGCAGGUACAUCCUGUCACGCGACUACCUGACAGUCAAGAUUUGGGACGUCAACAUGGAGAGGCAACCCGUCAAGACCAUUCCGAUCCACGAGCACCUGCGGCCGAGGCUGUGCGACACAUACGAGAACGACAGCAUAUUCGACAAAUUUGAGGUGGUCUUCUCUGGAGAUGCCAAGAAUGUCAUGACGGGAAGUUACAAUAACAACUUCAUGAUAUACCCAUCUGAUCCUGAGAAGGAGACCGAAGUUGUCCUGCAGGCCGACAAGUCUGCUUUCAAGGCCAAGAAGAUCGGCAUUCCCACGCCAAUCAACGCUUCAUCGAGCCCGACAGCCACUAACGGCGGCAAGAAGGGCGGUUCUCGUGCCAACAGCCCAGCUGGACAAGGCCAGCGGAUGCGCAAGGAGACAGAUGCGGACCAGAUUGACUUCAACAAGAAGAUUCUGCACAUGAGCUGGCAUCCGUUCGAGGACAGCAUUGCUAUUGCAGCGACAAACAACUUGUUUGUAUUUUCUGCUCUCUGA
Molecule: messenger RNA, 1446 nt
Organism: Microdochium trichocladiopsis
Lineage: Eukaryota; Fungi; Ascomycota; Sordariomycetes; Xylariales; Microdochiaceae
Product: protein phosphatase PP2A regulatory subunit B
Exons: 6
Coding region: 1-1446 (481 amino acids)
Biological process (GO): peptidyl-serine dephosphorylation
Cellular component (GO): cytosol; protein phosphatase type 2A complex
Molecular function (GO): protein phosphatase regulator activity; protein binding
Source: RefSeq, a predicted model, not a curated record